CUGUUCGAAGACGCCAUUCAUGUUGAUGUUUGCCUUGUGCUCCAUUUAACUGCUUUCGUUGUUUGUUGCUGCUUCUUGUUAUUUCGUUGCUGCUGUUACGUUUUGUUAUUGUUUCUUGUUAUUGUUUAGUUUGUUUUAGCAAACAUGAGUGAUUCCCAAGAAACGCUCUAUAAGUGUGAGGAAUGCAGUUCAGAGUUUAAAAUGCGAAAGAACCUCUACGCCCAUAUGAGGAAAGUUCAUGAACUUGAUAUCCAUGUGUCUAAAAAAGGAAAAGGCAGUGAAUUGUGUCCCCAGUGCGGAAUUGCAUUUAUGAGAUGCAGUUCAUUAAAACGUCAUCAAAUAACAGUGCAUGGCAUGAAGUCGGAGGAAAACAGUCGGAAAUGCCGCAUUAUUUGCCCACAGUGCUCUCUCUCGUUUCUCACCUAUGACACACUGAGAACACAUAUUCAAGAGAACCUUGACGUUAGUUUUGAGUGCCAGGAGAUAGAAUUUGGUUGUCUUGCAGAAUUUGAAGAGUGGAAAAUUUCUUACGAAAAAGUAAACCAUGUUCGUUAUGUAAUGAAUUGUUCGGAGCAGGAGCGACUAGAAAAACGUGUUCGAUAUUACCACUGCCAUCGCUCUUUCAAUUUCAAUUCUAAAGGAACAGGUGCCAGGUGUGUCAAAAGUAUGGGCACGAAUAAAAUAGGCAGUACUUGUCCAUCCAACAUGCAAGUGACAAUAACAGAGGACAAAUGCUGCUUAAAAUUUUUUCCAAAACAUAUGGGACACACCCAAGAUGUUGGAAGAACAUUUCUGCAUGGGAACGAGAGGGCAGAGUUGGCAGGAUGGCUGUCACAGGGUGUACCUGUUGGACGAGUCUUACAAGAUGUCCGAAGUGCACCAAUCGCUGCAAGUGUGGAGAGAAUCCAUCUCCUUGAGAAAAAAGAUUUGCAUAAUAUAAAAAGGGAUUUUGAUAUUGGUUAUGCAACGAAGAAGCAUGAAAAUGAUGCAGUGAGUGUGAGAUUGUGGGUUGAAGAAAUGAAGAGACAAAGUGACAACCCAGUACUGUAUUUCAAGCAGCAAAAACAAGUGGAUCCUAAUUUUCAAGAUGAAGACUUCAUUCUUAUUAUAAUGACAGACUUUCAGGCCGAACAACUUCUAAAGUAUGGAGAAGAUAAAAUAUGUGUGGAUGGCACUCAUGGCAUGACUGCAUACGAUUUUCAACUUUUUACUAUUGUCGUUGUUGAUAGAUAUGGUGCUGGAAUGCCAGUUGCAUUUUGUUUUUCAAAUAGGGGAGACAUGUGCUUACUGUCUUUUUAUUUCAAAUGUGUGGGAGAAAGGGUGGGCACUGUAAAGACCAAUGUAUUUAUGUCUGACGAUGCACCAGCAUUAAUGCAUGGUCAGCAGUAAUGGGACCUGUGCCAAACCAGUUGCUGUGUUCUUGGCAUAUACAACGGAACUGGUCUCAGAAUUUAAGGAGAAUUUCUGGGGGUAGUGAGAAAAAAUGAGCAGUGUUUAGUUCACUAAAGCGACUUCAGACUGAACUGGAUAUAGAUGUUUUUAGUUGUAGUCUGGAGAAAGUGGUGGAAGACUUAUUGAAUGAUCCGGAUACUGCAGAAUUUGGCAGGUACUUUCUUAAGAUGUACUGCCAGCGAGUGGAAAAGUGGGCGUAUUGUUUUAGGCACCGAUUGGGCAUUAAUACAAACAAUUACUUGGAGUCCCUACAUAAAGUUAUUAAAUACAGUUAUCUAGAAGGGAAAAAGUGCAGAAGGCUGGAUAAGUCAUUAAAUGCUUUGUUAUGUUUAGUGAGAGACAAAGUAUAUGAGGGCUUAGUGAAGCUCUCAAAACGUAAGCAGUGCUCUAGGGCGUCAAGAGUGAAAGCAAGCCACAACGAUAGCUCAGCUAUAACAAAUGGGAUGAUUUUAUGCAGGGGUGAAGGGUUGUGGGAAGUGCUUUCUUCCACUGGUUGUGAAGUGUAUGUUGUUGUAAAAAAUUCAGAACUGAUAUGCGAAAGAAAAUGUUCACUUAAGUGCAACACCUGCAACAUAUGUGUACAUUCGUAUAAAUUCAGCUGUUUAGACAACAUUUUAAAUUUUAACAUAUGUAAGCAUAUACAUGCAUGU
Molecule: messenger RNA, 2102 nt
Organism: Schistocerca americana (American grasshopper)
Lineage: Eukaryota; Metazoa; Arthropoda; Insecta; Orthoptera; Acrididae
Exons: 3
Coding region: 145-1389 (414 amino acids)
Source: RefSeq, a predicted model, not a curated record